Papaver somniferum (opium poppy) is the source of this 1827-nucleotide messenger RNA. RefSeq lists its product as uncharacterized. The record is from RefSeq and is a predicted model, not a curated record. NCBI's taxonomy places the organism in Eukaryota, Viridiplantae, Streptophyta, Magnoliopsida, Ranunculales, Papaveraceae. The coding region runs from base 1 to 1827 and encodes 608 amino acids. The transcript is spliced from 3 exons.
AUGAUGCAAUGCACUCAGCUAGAUAUCAGUCAAAUUUGUGGAUACAACAAUGUUGGAUGGACUUUUCAACAGUCUGUUGGUAGUUCAGGAGGUAUGAUUAUCCUGUGGGACAAAAACAUUAUGGAGGUCAAUGAUGCACUUACUGGGGAAUAUACUUUAUCAUUCUCGUGCACAACUAAGUCAGACAAUUUCAAUUGGAUGCUUACCAGUGUGUAUGGACCCAACAAUACUGUGGAGAGAAUUAGCUUCUGGGAAGAAUUGGAUACUGCAUGUAGACUAUGGAAUUUACCAUGGUGCAUAGGUGGAGAUUUUAACACAGUUAAAAAGUGUGAUGAAAAGAAGAACUGCACCAAGAUCUCCAGAAGCAUGACACAAUUCAAUGACUUCAUUGAGCAGCAUAAUCUGGUGGAUCUUCCUUUGAAAGGUUCUCCAAGUACGGUGUUAUGGCUAAAGCUAAAGGCCCUAAAAGAAAAACUGCGUGUCUGGAACAAGGAGGUUUUCAAACAUACACACACUAGGCUCAAUGACAUUUUGACUGAAAUCCAGGAAUUAGACAAUAUGUCAGAGGAUAGCGUUCUUUCUGAAGAAGACAAACAUAAUAUCAUCUACCUAAAGUCUGAAUUUGAGAAAACGGCGCAAAUGGAGGAAAUAUCUUGGAAGAUUAAAUCAAAUACUAAAUGGCUACAAGAGCGUGACAGGAAUACUGCGUUUUUUAUGAGUAAAGCUACGGCAAGAAGAAGAAGUAACAGGAUCAAACAAUUAUACAUAAAUGGAGCACUUGUAGACGAUAGAUCUUUGUUACAACAACAUAUCAUUAACUUUUAUCGCACCUUAUUCACUGAAGAGGAGGUUAUCAGGCCGGAGCUGGAAGGCAUAGACUUUGAUAGGAUAAACGACCAAGAAAACGUAAUCUUAGAAUCAACAUUUACUGAAGAUGAAGUUUGGAAAGCCAUCCAAGAGCUAGGAGGAAUCAUCUGCAAGAUUGAUUUAGAAAAGGCCUUCGACAUGAUUAAUUGGAAGUACUUGGAGUUUGUUCUAAACAAAAUGGGGUUUGGUAGAAAGAUUUGUAAGUGGCUAAGAUUCUGUUACUCAACUUCUACUUUUUCUGUGUUGAUUAAUGGUUCAUCUUUUGGUCACUUCUCUAGUUCUCGAGGCGUGAGGCAGGGAUGUCCAGUUUCACCACUUCUUUUCAAUAUAGCCAUUGAGGGAUUUUCAAGAUAUAUGGAUAAAGCCUCAACACUGAACCUGUUCAGUGGUUUUUCUGUGACUCCUAACAGUAUCAAUGUUAAUCACCUACACUAUGCUGACGACACUAUCUUUUUCAUUGAUAACAGUAGGGAGGAAUUACAUAAUCUGUUCUCUGCCAUGAAGUGCUUCGAGUAUAUAGCUGGUUUAAAGGUAAACAAUCUAAAAACAAGACUGAUAGCAAUUGGGGAGGUUCCAGAUAUCUCAGUUUGGGCAAAGGAACUUGGUUGUGUCACUGAUGUCUUUCCUUUCAUUUACUUGGGCAUGCCAUUAGGAGCAAAUCCUACAUCUAAGAGCAUAUGGGAUCCAAUAAUUGAAAAGUUUGAAGAGAGACUUUCAAACUGGCGGCAAAUUUCUCUUUCAAAAGGAGGGAAACUAACUCUACUGAAAUGCAUUUUAAAUGCUCUACCAGUCUACUACUUCUCGUUAUUUCAAGCGCCUGCCUCAGUCAUUAAAAUCCUGGAAAGAAAGAUGCGAAACUUCCUAUGGGAAUAUAGUGGUUCUUCUAGAAUAUCUCAUUUGGUUAAUUGGGAUCUCGUCUGUGCCGGUAAGGAAGGGGGGGUCUGGGAGUUUGUAACCUGA